Molecule: messenger RNA, 588 nt
Organism: Lolium perenne
Lineage: Eukaryota; Viridiplantae; Streptophyta; Magnoliopsida; Poales; Poaceae
Product: BTB/POZ and MATH domain-containing protein 3-like
Biological process (GO): protein ubiquitination
Molecular function (GO): protein binding
Source: RefSeq, a predicted model, not a curated record
AUGCUCUACAGCCUCUCACGCCCGCCCGCCCGCCCGCGAUUGACUCGGUCGGUCGGUCCUUUCUUCUUCUUUCUUUUGUUUCGCUGUCCAUUUCACGCGCGCAACUCAAGUCCGCCUCAACUCACGCGCGCGCCUGCUGCUGGGCCUGCGGUCUUCAGGGCCGAGCUCUUUGCAGCCAUCAAGGAGGGCCGCAGCACCAAUGAUCCGGUCCGCAUAGAUGCCAUGGAGCCGCAGGUGUUCAAGGCCUUGCUCUGUUUCGUGUACACUGACUCGUUGACGGAGAUGAAGCAAGAAGAGGAAGCUACAAUGUGCCAGCAUCUGCUUGUCGCCGCGGACACAUAUGACAUGGAGAGGCUCAAGCUCAUCUGUGAGCACAAGCUGUGCAAGCACAUCGAUGUCGGCACCGUGGCCAACAUCCUGGCGAUAGCUGAAGCUCACCGCUGCCAUGUGCUAAGGAGUGCGUGCUUCGCCUUUCUUGGCCGUAAGGCGAACCUGACGGCGGUCAUGGACAGCGACGGCUUCGAGCAUCUCAACGCAAGCUGCCCCUCUCUUGUCAAGGAGCUGCUCGCCAUGCACUCGAUGACUUAG